This is a messenger RNA of Porites evermanni, 4885 nucleotides long. NCBI's taxonomy places the organism in Eukaryota, Metazoa, Cnidaria, Anthozoa, Scleractinia, Poritidae. The record is from the annotation of a GenBank genome assembly.
AUGAAGUUGCGCACGAUGUCUUCAAUGAUCCUCAUACUCAUAGGAAUACUACUCUGGAAACCCUUUUUUACGACAGACGCUGCUUCUGACCAAGCUUGUCCAACUACCUUACCGGUCCGGAUAUCGGCCUUGAACUUUCCUCCCCUUGUCGAGCCAUCUCCAGAUAGAGCAAAAGCACUAAAAGGUGUACUGGGAGAAUUUAUAAUCCAUAUUAUCAGGAAGUGUUUUUUGAGAGAUUGUAAAUUAAACGCAAGCUCGGUCCAAACGACCGUGUUUAACACAACUUGGAGUUUUUUGAGGUCAAUACAAGACGGUGAAGCCACAAUUGCAUUUCCUAUAACACGACCAAUAAAGAUGUGGCUGUCUGAUGACGACUACAUUGGGCCAAAGAUGUCAUUUCAAGAAUUCUUCGUCUCCCCUGGGUACUCGCUUGUAAUGGACGUGGAGUAUAUCAACAAAAAAGCCAACGAUAUCAUCGUUCAGUCCCUAAUGGAAAACACUUGGCCAAUUAUUGUCUUUACCCUUCUUAUAGCUGGAAUCUCAGGAAUAAUCGUCUGGAUUCUAGUAAGAUUGAAUUUUCAUUGUCCUCAUCAAUAUCUAUUUUUCUUCCAUUAGGCUGAUACAAAAUGCCAAUUUUUUUCGAGUACUGUCUCCGCUGACAAACCAUGCAUAGGCUGCUUUGUAUACAUCAUUGUUUUUUUAAAAGCCACAUCACCUAAACAUUAAGUAAACAAACUCGCCACACUUGUAACGCACCUCGUUAUUGUAAGUCGUAAGGCGAAGCAAGCGCGCUACAUACCUCGCUCUUUACAGAGUCUUUUAUUGACACCUACUUACGAGAUUUCUUAGUCUCCCUCGCUAAUGAGAUGUGUUUAAGAGGGAGUCGGUUCGCCUUCUGUUUUCAGCCCACUCGACAAUCAUGGACAAUUACUUGUUAUCUAGAUACAAAACAAUAUGGUCUUUUUUUUGAAAGGAGGUUCCUUUAAAAGCCCUCCUAGAAAAUCGACAACAAGUAUAAAAAAAAUAAAAUGAUGCAAUUUUAUGCAUUUUUUUCGACAUAUACCUUUGGAAUUUAUUACGUUUUCAGGAAACAUACUUCAAUGAAGAGGAAUUCCCUCGUUCGUUUACUAAAGGCUCCUAUGAAGGCUUUUGGUGGGCUUUUGUUUCCAUGACAACAGUGGGGUACGUAAAAUGAUGCUCCUCUCUUAUCCUAUGGAUAGAGAUUUAUCCAGUGUAUAGCGUUAUCUACCUUUUCAACAAAUGAGGCUUCUAUGUCCGUUUUGAUACUAAAGUCGUUAUCCCUGGACGAACUUGGGCAAACAUUUUGUCGCUCGUGUGGUUAUGCAACGACUCCCUACGAGAGGUAGUUUGUCUGAAUGCAUAAUGCAUCUGAUCUUGUACCUUUCUUUAUAACCAGACGAGCUACAAAAUGUUUGCCCAAGUAUGUCCAGACGAAUAGAGAGUCUUAAGUUUAAAAACAGCCAAUAAGAGGCAGCUUCUUAAGACUUUUUUUGUUGUUGUUAAUUUAAGGGCACUUAGUUGAAAUAGUGGUCGGAGCACAUUCCGGUUUAAGUUAAAUGCCAAUGUAGGUAGUAUAAAUCAAGGACCCCGUUCUAACGUCCCCUGUAAGAGGCAGAAUUUUCGUUACGUAGUGCUCAUCCGAGACACGUGAAGGUCUAGUCGUUUGCCACAAUGCAGUGAUUUUAUGACUUGGUCCGGCCCUGGGAAUCGAACCCAGGACGUCUCGGGAGCUUAAGCAAGGAGGUUUAUGUUAGCAAAUCAACAACACUGCAAGUGCAUCAGGCUUUGCAGUACAUUUCUUUGUCGUCUUUGCACGAAUUCGACGAGCAACUGCCGAAUUUCACGUUUUCUGGCGGACGAACUCACGUUUUAAGAGACCGUUUAGCCACCAUUGCUGUCGUCGUUACUUAAACUCGCUAAUGUGUUUGGUGUUCCAACAUUUGUUUUCUUAUUAGGUAUGGUGACAAAACUCCCAAAUUCAUUUUUGGUCGUUUGUUUGGCAUCGCUUGGAUUUUGACUGGAUUGGUUGUCAUAGCAGUGUUCACAGCGACUGCCACAAGUUCACUCAGCGUCUCCCCAAGCGACUUGGCAGUGCUUGAAGGAACAACUGUAAGAAAAACUCGCGGCCCUGAUAUAAUCAAAAUCAAAAGACCUUAAUUGUGUUUAAUAGUUUAAUACGGACAAUAAAAAUGCCGUAUAAGACCUUUGUUAAAACAGUUCUUUGAAUGGCUGGGCAACAUUGUUCUUUAUGUACAGAGAGCAACUUUUGUUCAAAACCGUAACUAACAAGUCAUAGAUAUUAAUUAACACGGAAGUGUACCACCGCUUAUUGCCUUAAAAAGUAUGUUUUUCAAUCUACUUCCUUGCAUUUGCCUUAUUAGGUUGGAGUAUUGAAUGUUACAUCAGCAGGGUUAGAGGCAAAACAAAGAGGCGCCAUAGUAAAAGGUAAGUAAGGUCAUAUAACCUCUUGGCAACGUACACUAAAACUAGUUACAACCAAAGGUUACGGAGUGCGGGCGACAACGAUCGAAGGUCAAAACGCUUUCGCUCCAUCGCUGUGCUUUGCGUAAGUUUCACGUGACAGAUAGUCAAAACACGCGUGAUCAGAUUACGAGUGAUAGAAGGUCCAAAAUGCGCGUCAUAAAUUGCGUUCAGUGCAUUCCAUUCAUUGUUAGUGGAAGUCUAAAUGAAUGCUGGCUACAUACAUGCGACGCAUGAGUGAUAACAACCUGAAGAUUAGGAUUGCGGGCUCCUCUUGUCGCCAGCAAUUACGGAGAGCGAGAGUGGACAGAUAAAAUAAAUUACUGAAAAGAAAAAAAGAAUUUAAAUGGAUAUAACAAAGGUUAAAAAUUCCACCUGGCCGGGAGCCGUGUUCAAAAGUUGCAGUACCGUUAAUUAAAUUAGUCCAAGGGGCUUGCAACCGGUUCCUCCGGAUUGCAUGUCUAGAGCUCCGACCGUUGGUUCAUGCUGUACUGUUUGUUUAUUUGUUUGCUUGCUUAGCCGCAAAUGUUCACUUUCAACCGGAUCAUCCGGAUCCAUGGCGUCGAAGCCAUAUAUGAGUUGAGUUUGUUGUUGGUUCUCUCCCUUUCUUCUAGAGAUUUUUCUCUGGGUACUCCGGUUUUCCCAACAUAACGACAACAUAACGAAUAUGCUUGAAAUAAAUAUCCCGAUGUAUAUAGCGCUUACGCAAUCCAAAAAAUCAAGGUAUAAGAGAUUUGUAACAAAGCUUUGUUGUAUUUUUACUCCGGAAUACGAUGAAUGGAUCGCACCCUUGUUUACCAAUCCAUUUUCUUACAGAGUUCCCAUCAGCUGAGCUUCUGUUCAGAGGGCUCGAGGCAAAUAUUAUAGAUGGCAUAUUCAUGGACAAAUUCAAAGCUGGCCACUACCUACACUCAAGAAAUAAGUCUAACCUCAAAGUUUUUCUGUCUGUUGAUACGAGCGAAGCGGUGAAAUAUGACCUUGCUGUACUUGGCGUUUCAGCGAACAACUCAUGCUUUAAAUCUGCUAUCAUGAAACGUGAUGUGGACGAAUUGCUCCUACAGUAUUUGAAGCCGGUAGCGGUAAGGAAUAAAUCUGAUUUGAUAAGAACUGAAGAAGGCUUUACUAAUACCGUUAUAACUUAAGUCUUCCCGGCUGUAGGCCCAUUCGCCUGCAAACAAAAAAUACAUCCGAUUAUAACCCUUCCGGAUAUAAACGCCCUUCUAGCUCCGAUUGUAAGCCCACCCUCCUGAGAAUUCGGUUUAUUGUGACGUUUUGAAGCUUAACCCCCGCUAAAACCCCACUGCUUAUAAGCUGAAGGUUACGGUAAUAGCUAAUUACGGUCAUAUCUAACUGUAUUGAGCGUUUUUACUCCCGUGAACAGCAUCUAAACAAAUUUAUUGUAACAAUAGAAAGCGUUUACAUAAAAAAGGAGUUCAGUGUUUUCUACUUGUGUCAAAAGAAAAAAACAAAUACCAGUCAUUAAGGGCCAUAUUUCAAUCUUUAAACCUUCCCACACUGGCUUUGCUUCCUGGAUUUUGGCUCAGUAAAAACAAGGGAAGUAGGAGAUAGCCGGGGCUCAUAUUUACCUCUGAAUAGUUUGUAAUUACGGAUUGUCAAUAAAGUCUUAACCAUUCCUUUACAUGACCAUUUCAGGCUUAUAACCAGGACAGUGACUCGACGAGUAUCUUCUCUGGUGCAUCAAAAUCCACCCAACGUUUCCUAUUUAUCACAAUGGGGGUUUUCUUGUGCCUCGUAUUGUUGGGGAUUAUUGGUGAACUUGUGUACAAAACAAUGUGGAAAGCAAACAAAAGGGUUGAGAAUAGUGAAGGUUAGUAGUGAAGGGCGUAUGUUUCACUCCUUUUUAUCCACUGGAGUUUCAUGCAAACCGUUGAGUAUUGCCGUAUCACCCAGUUGCAGACCUGGAUCAGCAUAAAUAGUUUGUAUAGAAAAUAUACAAAACUUCAAAGCGAUAAAGAAGUAAACAAACUUUAAUUAAUUGUGGUUAAUAUUAAAAAAAAUUAGCCCGGUAAUUCGUUCUUUUUUAAAACUUUCUCUCCUUGACGGUCCUUUCCAUCCGAAAAGGAGGAAUUAAACUCGGCAUUUGCGUUGCAUUUCGCAGCCGAAUUAACAAUAUCCUGGGUAGCUUAUUUUUCGUGUGAGUGUAAUGACUAUUUCUCUUGUAGAUGGGAUUGAAUUGAAGGAUGUCAAGGUUCAGUCAAACUCCAGCAAAGGCAACCUCAAAGAUAUUGAGGACAAACUGGGACAGUUGGUUUGUGAAGUCAGGAAAUUACAAGAACAACUUGUUAAUAUUUCAUCUCAAGCAAAUGGGACUUUCGCACAGAGCACAACUCACAUGUAGGGCUUAGCAGUGAAAAUAGACGCC